UUCUGAUAAAGACAAUCGAUGAUAAAAUUAGUGAAUAUAAUACAUGUGCCGAUGAGCGGCGAAAAAAAAAAGAUAAAUGGCUAUUCAUUAUCAGUUCAGACUUUCGAGUUCUUUUCGUGUUCAAAAUAAUGUUUAAAUCAUUUUUAUUCGUCAGAGGGAUACAUUUAGCUAAUGCUAAUUGGUCUUCUAGCAAAGCACAAUUAUUAAAACUAAGAAAAAAAACUGGAUACCCAUUUGAAAGCUGCAAAAAAGCAUUACAAUUAAAUAACAACAGUUUAGAGAAGUCUGAAGAUUGGUUAAAAGAAGAAGCACAAAGGUUAGGAUGGGCAAAAGCCAAUAAACUUGCAAACCGUGCUACUGCUCAAGGAGUUAUAGCAUUGGCAGUAGAUAAUAAAAAACAAAUUGCUACCAUGGUAGAAGUAAAUUGUGAAACUGAUUUUGUUGCUCGUAACAAAUCUUUCCAAUCUGUGGUGGAUGUAGUGACGUCGUCAUGCUUGGAUUUUGCUAAAAAACAAAAGGCUUUAGAAAACUCUUUUUCUAAGGUCAAUCUCAAAAGUGGAGAACUGAUGGCUUUAAGUGGUACUGAGGGCAAGUCGCUGGCCGAUCAUAUUGCAAUGACUAUUGGUAAUCUAGGUGAAAAUCUUACACUUAGACGUGCAACCUGUUUAAAUACUCAUGGUACAGGAUUAAAUAUAACUGGUCUUACUCACCCUGCGAACACUACAGGAAAUAACUAUUUUGCUGGAAAAUAUGGAUCACUAAUAAUUUAUCGUCGUCAUUUAGAUAAUGACAUCAUAAGUGAAAAAUCUAUGGAAAGUUCUCAUAAUGAAAUUCUUCGUCAAAUGUGUCAACAUGUUAUUGGUAUGAAUCCUAAAAGUGUUGGAGUGCUUGGACCUUAUGAACUAACAAAAUCUCAAGAUAAAGUCAAUGAUGAAAACGAUUCCACUGAAAUUCAAGACACAGUAAAUGUUGAUGAAAAGCCAAGUGAUGAAAUAGAGGAAGAUGGCAUGUUAGAACAAGCAUUUUUAUUAGAUCCUUCUUUAACUGUAGGACAAGUAGCAACUGAUUAUGGGAUUGAUAUAUUGGAUUUUGUACGAUUUGAAUGCGGUGAAUCAUAAUUUCAUUAAUUCAAUUUCUUUGAAUGAAUUUCUUUAUAAAAAAAAUAGAUUUUUUUAAAUAAUGACACUUUAACAAGUGUUAGUAUCUUUGAAUAAAAACUAAACUUAGUUAUGAAUUUGGUAGUAUCAAUGUUUUAAGUAUUUUGAGUAUAUAUUUUAGAUUUUUUUA
This is a messenger RNA of Adelges cooleyi (spruce gall adelgid), 1287 nucleotides long. RefSeq names its product elongation factor Ts, mitochondrial (gene mEFTs). NCBI's taxonomy places the organism in Eukaryota, Metazoa, Arthropoda, Insecta, Hemiptera, Adelgidae. The transcript is spliced from 5 exons. The record is from RefSeq and is a predicted model, not a curated record. Gene Ontology annotation, cellular component: mitochondrial matrix. Bases 129 to 1118 code for a protein of 329 amino acids. Gene Ontology annotation, biological process: mitochondrial translational elongation. Gene Ontology annotation, molecular function: translation elongation factor activity; protein binding.